AUGUUGAAAGGUAGAUCAGUAAAAAUGGAUGACCAGAUUAUUCAACCAUUGUGUGGGCGUGAAACUGCUAAUAAUAAAUUGGCAUCUUUCUCGCCUCUUCCCAGUAGCUCCUGUCCUCUUCUCUCUGUGUUGCACUCUCAGGCCUCUUCAUUUUCCAACAUGUCAGAUCUUGAGGCCCCCCUGCGCCCAAAGAGGAAGAAGAUUUGGGUAGACUACUUUGUUCAAUUCCGAUGGAUUAUUGUUAUCUUUGUUGUUCUUCCCAUUUCCUUCACUUUGUACUUCCUUACAUAUCUCGGAGAUGUGAGAUCCGAGUGCAAAUCCUUUAAGCAACGCCAGAAGGAGCAUGAUGAAAAUGUUAAGAAAGUUGUAAAACGCCUCAAGGAGCGGGACCCAAAAAAGGAUGGGCUGGUCUGCACGGCCCGUAAACCCUGGAUUGCUGUAGGAAUGCGUAAUGUGGACUAUAAGCGUGCUCGUCAUUUUGAAGUUGAUCUUUCUGCCUUUAGAAAUGUUCUCAAUGUUGACAAGGAGAGAAUGAUUGCCAGAGUUGAGCCUUUGGUCAACAUGGGUCAGAUAAGCAGGGUCACUGUCCCAAUGAAUCUUUCCCUUGCAGUUGUUGCUGAACUCGAUGAUCUUACUGUUGGUGGUCUAAUCAAUGGCUAUGGUAUUGAAGGAAGCUCCCAUAUUUAUGGCUUGUUCUCUGAUACUGUUGUGGCCUAUGAAAUUGUUUUGGCAGAUGGGAAGUUGGUUAGAGCUACGAAGGACAAUGAGUAUUCUGAUCUUUUCUAUGCUAUCCCCUGGUCUCAAGGGACAUUGGGACUCCUUGUUGCAGCCGAGAUUAAGCUUAUACCUGUCAAGGAAUACAUGAGACUCACAUACAAGCCUGUAGUGGGUAACCUGAAGGAGCUUGCUCAAGCAUAUGUGGAUUCUUUUGCUCCAAGGGAUGGAGAUCAGGACAAUCCUGAAAAGGUACCAGACUUUGUCGAAACUAUGAUUUACACUCCGACAGAAGCAGUUUGUAUGACGGGAAGAUACGCUUCAAAAGAAGAAGCCAAAAAGGAGGGUAAUAAAAUCAACAGUGUUGGUUGGUGGUUCAAACCCUGGUUCUACCAGCAUGCACAUACUGCAUUGAAAAAGGGGGAAUUUGUGGAGUAUAUUCCCACCAGAGAAUAUUACCACAGGCAUACAAGAUGCUUAUACUGGGAAGGGAAGCUCAUCCUUCCAUUUGCUGAUCAAUGGUGGUUCAGGUUUCUUUUUGGGUGGUUGAUGCCCCCCAAGGUUUCUCUUCUCAAGGCUACUCAAGGUGAAGCUAUCAGGAACUAUUACCAUGAGAUGCACGUCAUUCAAGAUAUGCUUGUUCCCCUUUACAAGGUUGGAGAUGCUCUGGAGUGGGUCGACCGUGAGAUGGAGAUAUAUCCCAUCUGGCUAUGUCCACACAGACUAUAUAAGCUCCCCGCGAAAACUAUGGUGUAUCCCGAACCAGGAUUUGAGCUCCAGAGGCGGCAGGGUGAUACACAGUAUGCUCAGAUGUAUACUGAUGUUGGAGUCUACUAUGCUCCUGGACCUGUCUUGAGGGGCGAGGUGUUUGAUGGAUCCGACGCAGUGCGUCGAAUGGAGAACUGGUUGAUUGAAAACCAUGGGUUCCAGCCACAAUAUGCUGUGUCCGAGCUUAAUGAAAAGAGUUUCUGGAGAAUGUUCGAUGCUGGUCUUUAUGAGCAUUGCAGGAAGAAGUAUGGAGCUGUGGGUACCUUCAUGAGUGUGUAUUAUAAGUGUAAGAAAGGUAAGAAGACUGAGAAAGAGGUGCAGGAAGCUGAGCAGGCAAUUGUUGACACUCCGGAUGCUGAAGCUGAUCAACCUGCAGAUUGUUAG
Messenger RNA from Fraxinus pennsylvanica, 1866 nucleotides. The record is from the annotation of a GenBank genome assembly. Lineage: Eukaryota; Viridiplantae; Streptophyta; Magnoliopsida; Lamiales; Oleaceae.